This is a messenger RNA of Eimeria tenella, 438 nucleotides long. RefSeq lists its product as uncharacterized. The transcript is spliced from 3 exons. The annotation marks the transcript as partial. Lineage: Eukaryota; Apicomplexa; Conoidasida; Eucoccidiorida; Eimeriidae. The record is from RefSeq and is a predicted model, not a curated record.
GUAGACUGGUCCGAAGAAAUUGUUUGCCUCCACGGCAUCGCGUUCUUGCUGGCAGAGGCCUACACCACAGUAGACGACUCUUCUGCUGCAGUUCCAGCAGAAGCUACUGCUGCUGCUGAAGAGGCUUCCGCGGAGUCGAACGAGCACGCCAGACUGCAGCACCAGCAAAAGCAGGAUCAAAGCAGCAGCAGCAGCAACACACUAUUGUCGCAACAAAAAGCGUGCCUUCGGGAGGAGGCUGCAACGCAGCGGGAUUGCAGCGACAUUGACAAGCAAAUGGCUGCUAGCCCAGAGACCCGGAGGAUGUUCAGCAAUGUCCUCAUGCCUGCCCUUCGUUUCUACUGGAAAGCUUACAUCCCUAAUUGCUUUUUCUCAGACGGCACUGUUAAGGAGCUAACAAACCUUAAGGCGCUUUACAGGGUAUUUGAGCGCUGCUGA